GCGCAGAUUAACUUGUGCAAAGAUUAAGCAAAUUAACCAGGACGGUGCCUCCAGAAAUAAACUGUUGCUGUGCAGUUAGUUUGACAGCAGUCAUUAUGUACAGUAGAACAAGGAAUAACAUUUCAUGGAUCCUUUCAAAACGGCUGGAAAUUUCUUGAUGCCAACGUAGCCAAUCAGAAAUGAUGAAUGAGACAGAGUUUCGGAGGAUCCUCCCUGACCAGUCUUCGGGCAGUGGGCACACCUUUGGCACCCCACGUACCUCAAGGAUCAUCGAUCCUAUCCUAUCGAAGAGAGUCUGCUUCUACAAAAGUGGAGAUUCUCAGUUCAAUGGCUUGCGCAUGGUCAUCAACAACCGCACCUUUAAAACAUUUGAUGCGCUCCUGGACAGUCUUUCUAAAAAGGUUCCCCUGCCGUUUGGGGUGAGGAACAUCACCACUCCCCGGGGGGUUCAUGCAGUCCAUACUUUGGAUGAGCUGGUGGAUGGAAAAUCUUACAUCUGCUCCGACAGCCGUAAGGUAAAACCGAUCAACCUAGCAAUCGCCAGGAAGAAGCUCCCGCCUUGGUACAAUGCCAGGCCUGUUAGUUCCCGUCGUCGGACCAUGCUGCAGGCCAGGUCUUUCCCUGGCCAGAACAUGUUUGUGCGCACACCAAAGAGGCUACUGGUUUUUCACAAUGGUGACCCCACUGUAAAACACACUGUGGUGCUUCACAAGAGGACUACACUCACUUUUGAGUCCAUCCUGGAACAUAUUUCAGAGCUGAUCCAAUUCCAGGUGGUGAAAUUACACACAGCGGAUGGCAGACGUGUGGAUAGUCUUCCAGGCUUAAUAUUGUGCUCUGGGACUGUAGUGGCUGUGGGCAGGGAGCCAUUCAGGCAUGCAAACUACAAUGCACAGAAAUCACCAGCUCCAACAAUGCUGCCGACCAAACGAAUGGGUCACAGAAGACUAAAGGCGUUAAAACGUAAAAAGAAGUCACCAUCAUACACUUCACAGUCAAGAAAUUUCUCCCCCUCAUCGGAGAGAUAUAUUGUGAAUCGGAUCCAUAACUCCAUUGCAGGAAGUUCAUGCGACCUACCCAGUCACUCUGUCGAGUUGGAGUCAGGUCGUAUGCUGGAGUCAGUACCAGAAACACCUGACACCUGCCUUGGUGUCGGAGCUGAAGAGCAGGAGAGCCUGCUGCCCUCAGAUGAUGACAUUGAAAAGUCCUUUCGAGUGAACCAAGAUGGUAGUAUGACAGUGGAGAUGAAGGUGCGGCUGACAAUUAAGGAAGAGGAAACCAUCCAUUGGACGACCACUCUGUCACGCUCAAGUGUAGCCAAUCAGCUAAAUGGGACCUGUUUACCAGAGCCUGAGGCAGAGCAGGAGAUAAGCUCACUUAAAUUAAACUCACAAGAUUUACAAAGUCCUGCUGCCUCCAUUGACACCAUCAACAAAACUAAGGAUAACAAUGAUGAAGAUCCACCAUCGCUGGGCAAUAGAGCUUUCAGUGAGAGUAGUCAUGAAGAGGAUAAUAUCAAAGUACAAACUGAUGUGGUGUCCCCUAGGAGAGCUCCUACACCGGGGCACAAGCAAAUUAGAAAAAAGCAAGUGGAGAGCCUAAAAUCAGAAACGGCAGAGGAGAUUCAGGAAGGUACGAUCGGUUCAUACUCCUACAGAGAGCGGACAGAAAAUGGAGCCAUGACAGAGCAGUACUGCAUGGUCAAACAGAGUAGCAGUAUACCAGUGCCCAAACCUAGAAAACUUGGGUCUGUCGAUGCCAAAAAUAUAAACGGAAAUGUGUCCAAAUUUAAAUCAGCAGGGAUGGCUGAAAUCCUACAGAUUGAAUCCAGCGGAGAGGAGGUCACUGAAACUGUCUUACACGUAUAUGAACAGCAGACCUACCUUUGUUCACAGGGUGUGUCUGCUUCUGAGAUGCAUUUUUGCAGGCCAGCUACUUCAGAAACUGGACAUCUCUCCUCCAAUAAUGAGUUUGAACCCCAGCUCUGGAGACCAUCGACAGCUUCUGAGUCAAUUAGCACCUGGAGAACUGAGAGCAUGUCAGUAACAUCUGAUUUCACCUUGCCUUCACUGAAGACUGGUGCAAUUCAAGCAACAACUGCUCAACAACAAUUCCCAAAGCCCACUAAAGGCAAAGACAAGCCCCAACAAAGAGAAGUCAAUAAAGAUAAGAGGCUUUCCCCAAAACCCAAAGCAAUCAACAAACGUGUUCAUCGACUUAUGUCACCAGGGAAAAGACAAAAAGAAAGUUCUGCAGGAGCAACCAAGAAAAGUAAGAAAGUGAAAACUUUCUCCAGUGCUGGGUUCAUUAAGAAAAUUUAUGGGAAAAAAUCAAAAUCAGCAAAAAGAGAGAUGAAGCUUAAAAAGUUACCAACACAAAACGACAGGGGUGUUACAAUAAAGAGCUCACAGCAGUCUAAAGACACAAUACAAUGUAUUCUCAAAGACCCAAACAUACCAUCAGCAUUGAAAGAAACUAUGAGUGAGACAGUUCCUUUUGAAAAGAUCUGCCUGAAUGUUACUCCAAAUGAUGUAAGCCAACCACGGGGAAUACUGAUACGGCAGACAUCAAUGCAUCAGGAGAUAAAGAACGACAAAGAGUGCUGUGAGAUCAGCAAAAGCAUGCCACUGCCUGCUUUUAACUCCUCUAGCUUUGUUACCAAUGAAUAUGUGGAAAACUGGCUGGAGAAAGCCCACCUUAACCCCACAGCCUACCCAGAUGAGGAAAGUAAAAAAUUAGAAGCAGUCGCUCUUGUACAAACAGAAAGUGGCAGCAGGUGUGGGGAGUCUGAAAAUAAGAAUGACUUUAUAAUUGUGGCACGGGAGGUAAAGUGUUUAGAGUACACAGAAUCAGUAUCAGAAAUACAAUCUCUAAAAACUGACCUACUGCCUGAGAAUGAGCUAGGAGCAUCUGUCAAACAAAAAAUCCAGUCCUUUGAAAACAAAUCUACAAGUCCAUCAAUGGAGAAAACCCCCGUCAAUCAGCAAAUCGCCCAUAAUCAAACAAACACAGAAAACUACAGUAGUUUAGCUCAGAAUAAUAUGGAAGAAAUAAAGCCUCUCUUGACUCAUAACUGUUCUGAAACAAUUCCACCAGCUAAUGAGAUGGCAACAGAAAUGCCAUCAGGCAGUGAAGUUGAAAAUAAAUCUAAUCCGAUUAAAAUGUCAUUUCAAGAAGCAACACCUUCCAAUACACUUUCAAUGGAUCUACCACCACCACCGCCAUCACCACCACCACCUGCUGAAAAUACAGAGCUGUCAAACACUCAAUGGAUGGAUGCAUUCUCAGUGGCCAGCAGCCCAUUAUACAGGCUCUCAUCUGUUAGCAGUCAAACAUCAGAUAAUAAUCCAUUAUCCAUCAGCCCUACAUCUGACAAGGCCAUAUCACCUACCGACCACAGAAUGGAAUUGACAACAUCAAUUCAGACUGACAUUCCUUCCACGCAGAGGGAAGCAACAUUACCAAGAGCUCCAUCCAUUAAAAGGGCCCCUUUGGUCAGUAAUAUAUCGUUUGACAGGAAAAUGUCUCUCAGAAAGGCUUGCCUGGAUAAAUAUACUUUAUGUAGUGAUGCCACUUCAGAGACAAGCACAUCAUCUACUCCCGUCAACAUAGUGGGUGAUAAUGUGCUGCCAAACGGCAUCUGUUCAACAGGGACACAAUGGCCGAGUGAAAUCCCACCAGAAGAGACUCAGCAAUCAAACGGCAUCUUCAAUUUGAAAAGUAGUCCGUCAUGUUGUACUUCUGCUACUAGUUUAACAACUGAAGAGAGAAUACCACCAGUCAGUAUUUCAUCAAGCGAGGCUCCAACACCAAGUGAUCUUUCUUUUAGAGAGACAGAAAUGGAUAUAACACCAUUUUUAACUCAAAAAGAAGAAUCUCCUAAACUCUUGGUGAAAAAAUGUAUGAGCAGUCCAUCCCCAGAGAGAAAAUCCCAAACCAAGAAAUUCUCUUCGGAACUUUCUCACAACUCUCCAAAGUUAUCAUCAUUGCAUAAACUCCUACCGGAUAAAACUAAGUCACCAAAUAUUGGAAACCGAAGAGAUGCAACACCAAAUGCUAGCCCUUCCGCUGAAAGAAAGCUUUAUAAAUCUAAAUUACGAAAGAGACGGUCUCCAUAUUCUCAGUCUCUGGACAUGGGGUCACCACCUGUCAGACACCGGUCAAGUGGAAAGUUGCUCUCCAGAAAUCUCUCCUCAGACAAUGCAUCAGAGCCCACAAAUAAGAAAACAUCAUCCCAAAGAAAGCAUCACCAAACACCACAGUCAAUAAAAUCAACAGCUGAACUGGACAAAACACUAAAUUGUAACACUCAAAUGCCAUUGAAAGCUAAUCAGAGUGUUGACAAUAAAGUGACAGAUGACCUUAUACCAGCAGAUCAAGAUAAAUCCAUAACACAAAUAAUGCCACAGCCUUUCAACAUCGCAAAUCAGCCAAAUAUGAAACCUGUGCUUGAGAAAAUUUGCUACUCAAUAAAGUCAAUUAGACAAAUCACACAGAACAAACGGCCAUCAUGUCUGGAAAAGUCCAACAGCCUGCCUGACUUCUCCUCUCAUGUGGCCUCUACGUUUGGCUCAUCAACUACAGCUCUUCUUGCUUUCUUGUCUGUCAUGACCCUAAAGGAAGGCCUAACUAACCUAAAUAUGGAUGAGCUGAAUGCAAACAAUGUCAGCUGUGCCGAGGCUUUAAAAAUGAUUGAUUCUCUCAGAGAAAUUGCCAGCAUUGAGGAUUCCCACGAGUUAAGAGUUAGUUUGUCCAGUUUACAGCAGUCAGCUUCGAAGCAGCUCCUGCAAAGUUGGAAGGGCUUUCAGGAUCUCAGCAACAAAUGCAAGAGUCGCGGCUCAACACCAAAUAAUCCAAAGCAAGAAUGUGUGACCGAGGCCAGUCCUGAAAAGGACUGUGACAUUGAUGAAAAUGUCAUUGAUGAGAUUGUGGAUCAUCUUUACAUACCUGAGAAGCUCAAGGAGGAAUUGACCUCUCUUUCAAUGGGUGUCAAAAGUGACAGUGAUGACGAAGAAAAGCUUGAAAAAGUGAAACCAAAAGAUAACAGUAAUAUAUCCGAUUUCUCCACAAAAGAUGCUGCUAAUGUCAGGGAUGUUACUCAAGAUGAGAAAGCUAAUGUUGAUGUGAGCUCCAUCAUUAAAAAAUUCACAGACAUUAACCAGCCAAAACAACCCAGCAUGGGUAGUAUAACUAAAGACAGCCUAUACGGGCAGAAUGGUGUGGCCAAAUGUCCACCAGCUGAACCUAUUGAUAAACCGAUACCUGAAGCAAGGCAGCUUUACAGCUCAGUGAUUUUUGCAAAAGAUAAUGAGCAGCAAGGCCACAAUGAAGAGCAAGAAAAGGCUAAAAUGAAUGGAGUACUAAGCAGCAAGAACCGUUUUGAACAAGACAGCCGUAUCUCUGAGGUAGAGGACAUGGGAGGUAAUCAGCUGCGGAUGCACAGUGAAGAGAGUAUGCCUGAGAACGAGCUUACCCAUGAUGACGAGUCAGAUGAUAAGGGGCAGAACAUGUUAAGUGCCAUUAAAGAUUUAGAGCCAAAUGUGAUCUGUAAGCAAAGUGUAUCCAGCUCAGAAGCAGGUGAGCAACAUAGUUCAGAAGAGGAAUCAGACGUUAAAUGUGAGGAGAUACAACAGGAGAGCAAGGCUAGUGACAACUUGUCCAACUAUGAAAGUCACUCUGAGGAGGAAGGGGAGAAGCAACCAAGCUCAGAUUACUAUGUAGAAGGGAAUGUAAGAGGUAAGGAAAGAAUAUCAAACCCAGAUAGUCAAAACAAGAUGUCAGAGGUUGAAUGUCAAGCAGGCUCUAUAGUACCGAAUGUGAGUGUUGAUGAAAGCACAAGUAACUCAGAUGUAGAGGAGCCAUCUUCGGAGGAAGAGCAGCCUGAGGUUGAAUGUCAAGCAGGCUCUAUAGUACCGAAUGUCAGUGUUGAUGAAAGCACAUGUAACUUAAAUGUGGAUGAGCCAUCUUCAGAGGAAGAGCAGCCUGAGAUUAAAUGUCAAGCAGGCUCUAUAGUACCGAAUGUCAGUGUUGAUGAAAGCACAUGUAACUUAAAUGUGGAUGAGCCAUCUUCAGAGGAAGAGCAGCCUGAGGUUGAAUGUCAAGCAGGCUCUAUAGGACCGAAUGUUGGUAAUGAUGAAAGCACAUGUAACUCAGAUGUGGAUGAGCCAUCCUCAGGGGAUAAGCAGCCUGAGGUUGAAUGUAAAGAGCUACAGGUUUUUACUGAGGUAAGUUUGUCUGGCAAUGAGGUAAAGGAGGAAGAACACCCUGAUGAUCUUUUGGAUCACAGGGAACAAACAAAUAAAUGUAAAGAGUUUAUGUAUUUGAUAGAAGAGACAGAGGAAAACAAGGUCAGCUUAGAUAAUGAGGACUUAAAUCAGGAUUUAUAUACGAAAAAAGACAAUAGCAGUUUGAUAAAGUCUGACAGUUUAACAAAGAGUUAUGGAUUUAAUGUAGAUGAGGAUAGUGGGAAUGAGCACAGCAGCUGUGAAGAACAUGUAGAGGUAGAGCAACCAAAGGUCGAAGAUGAACAGACCAACAGCUCGCAUGAAGAAGAAUUAAGCUACGGUAAAAAAGAGUCCAGCUCAGUAGAGGAAUAUGUCAAUAUGGACAGAUAUACAGAAAAGAGCUUAACAGAAGACCAGGAAGCUCCUGCAUUGGCAAGACAGUCAAAAAAUACAAAACGUGAAAAGGCCGUAGAAAAACUCAAGCAUCGAUCUGACGCAAUAAUAUCCCAAUCUGUCGCAGAGAGAGUAAUUCUUCUGGAAAAACAGGUUGCCAAUGCCCAAAAGACAACAGAAAGUUCUGCCACAAGACGUUGCUCACAAAAAAAUGCCCCUCUUGAGUCGGACAUUGAGUAUUCACCCUCUGAAUCGCCCCCAUCUCAGUCGGCUCCCUGCACCCGAUCAGCUCCUCAGUCGUCAUUAUCUUUUAGCUACGAUUCCUGUGGCGUUAUAACAACAGAGCCUGAAAGCAACAGGGUCAGAUCCAUCAGGCAAAUGUUCCUGGCAAAGAGUGCCACAGAUAUCCCACACAGACCUGGACGUUUCCCAAGCCAGAAGACAUCGGAGCAGUCCGAGUUACGAGCAGAGACCUCAGCUAGUGGCGGGUAUCAGUCUCUGACUUCAAGUGAGCUGUCUAGCAGCGAAGAUGAUUCAGCACGGAAAUCGAUCACUAAAGGCUUUGUGAGAAGAACAAUUGAAAGGCUUUAUGGCAAGAAAGAAGCUAAACCUGAUGAAGAAGCAAGUGAAAGGCCGCCAUCUGCGCCAAAACAGAAAAAGAAAGAACAUUCAAGCAUUUUCUCUCACUUCCAUACAGCCCAGUCCAAAGCAAUGUCUGAGCUGACUUACUUCAAUUCCUCUAAUGCACUAGACACCUUAAGUGAAGCAACACAUGUUGCUUUUAAUGUACAAGUCAGGCCUGAAGAAAGUGUCCCUAUUAAUAACAAACAAUGGCUCCUUAGAGAAAACACACUGAUCAGAAAGUCUGUUUCAGACCCGGUUGGAAUAAACAAAAACUCAAACUCUCCUCAAGGCGAAGGAACGUGUGAGGAUACAGAAGAGAACACAUAUUCCCUUUUCAGCACAAAGUCUGAACUGGAAGACAAGAAGUCGUCUUUUUCAAAGAAGUGCACCUACUUUUCUUUGCCCCAUUCUAGUGACUCAUAUGCAUGCCAGGAUGACCUGAGCACCGUUAGCAAGAGCAGCGCGAAUUAUGACAGUAUCAUAGAUACAAAGGACAAUUCAGAGGACACUAAAAUGUGGGCAGAGAGGAACAGCACACUGCCCCGUGUCGGUGUUACGGACUUUAAGAUGAUGGAUAACAAAGUGCACCCACUGAUAGAGCCUCCACCUGAUUCUGAGGUGGUAGUCGUGCAGCCUGGGAAAGGCCAGGGUGUUGUGCGCAGGAUCCCGGAGCCUGAUGUGUUGGACAUACUUUACAAUUUUUGUGGUCAGAAUUGUCCCAUCCUGUAAGGACAUUUUAUCUUUUUUAAAUACAACCACAAAACCGACACUAAGGACUUUUCAGUCUACAUACGUGUACAUUGUUGGGCUUCAGCAUAAUAUAUUGUCUUUGGUGCCUACAUUUUGAUGUUGCCAUAGCCUUGGCAUAAUACACUAUCAGGUCAACUCAUUUGAGCCAAAUGCCGAAUGUGUUACAAGCCAAUGGAUUCAUGUUUAUUCAGCCUUCAUACUUUAACAUGUAUGUUAAGAGCUUGUGAUCAAUUUGUCAGUUUAGCCAUGUUUAAUGUAGAAGUGAAUUUUUUUUCUCUCCUAACAUUGUGAUUGUGUACUUGCCAUGCACACUCCAGAGCAGCUCUUUUCUUUUUAUAGGUUGCCUGUCAACAGAUCAAGUACCCGGAGCAUUACUGUAAUCUUGUUUUAAAACUCUUAAAACAGAUCCCACAUCCCUGCAGAUGUCAUGCAACAAGGCCAAUCCCCACUGCACUGAAUAAACGGAUCAGUUUGUGGUCGCAUCUCAGGUCUGGGAUAACGUUCAGGUGUGCAAAUGGUAGAAAUUGUCAGUAAAUACUCAGUCCGAUGCUUGAUUUAAUGUCGUAUUGGUUGUCUAAAGUGUAAAUAAGACGUCAUUGAUUUUCACUAAGUAACCACAGCUUAAUGCAGAUCUACUAUAACUUGACCUUUAUAAUUAGGAUAGGUGGUUUUACGGUUUCAAUGUGGCAGCUGUGACAAUUUUAUGUCUUUAAAUUGACGUGUAAGAAUAAAAGUGUGUAUUUUCAAA
This is a messenger RNA of Perca fluviatilis (European perch), 8739 nucleotides long. RefSeq names its product oxygen-regulated protein 1. The record is from RefSeq and is a predicted model, not a curated record. Gene Ontology annotation, biological process: photoreceptor cell development; intracellular signal transduction; retina development in camera-type eye. Gene Ontology annotation, cellular component: axoneme. The transcript has 4 exons. Lineage: Eukaryota; Metazoa; Chordata; Actinopteri; Perciformes; Percidae. The coding region runs from base 180 to 7970 and encodes 2596 amino acids.